Molecule: messenger RNA, 1300 nt
Organism: Oryzias melastigma (Indian medaka)
Lineage: Eukaryota; Metazoa; Chordata; Actinopteri; Beloniformes; Adrianichthyidae
Product: pentraxin-related protein PTX3
Exons: 2
Coding region: 455-1174 (239 amino acids)
Biological process (GO): innate immune response
Molecular function (GO): complement component C1q complex binding
Source: RefSeq, a predicted model, not a curated record
UGCAAUGAUUUUAUGGUUUUAUAAUUUAGAAUGUGUUUGUUCUGAUGCUUUUCUGAUUCUAUUCAAUGUUUUUUUUUGUAUCCUGUAACUUCUUUCCUCUUUCUUUCUCAAAAGGUCUUGCCUUUUGCCAGGCCACAGUUGCAAAUAAGAAGGCUGUUCUUAAUCUGUCCUGCCUGGAUAAAUAAAGGUUAAAUAAAAAAAAAAUAAAAAAAUAAAAAAAUAAAAAAAGAACAUGUUAAAAACACCAAAUACACUUUAAAAAAGUAUUUAUUUUACUGUUUCCUAUGAAAAAUCCACACCAUGACCCUCCCUUCUUUCCACCGUCCGCACCCCUCCUUCCUUUAGGCUUAGUUUAGAAAGUUUUCCCCCCUCUGCAGCGGCUGCAGUAAACAUUCAGACUGAAACUGGGUUGCAUGUUUACCUGCAGAGAACAGGUCUCACCGUCUGCUCCAUCAUGCUCGGGUUCUGGUCUCUCGUGUCCUUGCUGGGUGCUGCAGGUUCGUCUCUCAGUCUGAACGCUGUGGAGCUUGAAGGAAAUAAUGCAGAGAAUUAUGACAAUGAAAUCUAUGAGGACCAGCAGGAAGGGGACUCUCUUUCCUCGCCGACCCAUGCAGACUUCUCCCGCUGGGAUAAGCUCUUCAUUGCUCUGGAGAACUCCCACAUGAGGCAGAACAUGCUGCUGGACGCGGUGGAGCAGUGCGGUGGAGGCGUGGCCUCUCUCAGGAACCAGGUGGACGACCUGGCACAGGGGGGCUGCCAGCUCUGCAGCCUGGUGUCAGCCUGCAGGGUGCAGGUGGAGGAAGUGAACACCACCCUGCAUCGCGGCCUGACAGAGCUCCAGAGAGAGGAAGCAGACAGGGAGGAGAGGAUAAACGCCACUUUGCAGACGAUCCUCGGCAGAUGUGAGGAAGACGCCAAACCACGGGGCCCUCAGGAAGCAGAGAGCAUGAUGGGAAACCCGGUGACACCGAGACCUGGAAGUUUGGGAGUGGCAUUCAGCUCAGGUGUGAAGCCUUUUCUAUCUGCCCGCAAGGAACAGGAAGUGACGUCAACAAUGGACAUGGCCUCGAUGGAAAGGGCUUUGGUUGCUAUAGCAACGGAGCUGCAGAAGGUUCACCUGCAGCUGAGCAGAGUAAUACAGCAGGCAGGAACGCUGAGGAAGGACAAAGCCUGAUCCUUAUCACCGAUACAUCGUUUAAGGUCGACUGCAGCAUUAAUAUUUUUUGUAUUAUUGCUUUGUUUGUUUGGGAUCAAAUAAAUUAAAGAUGGAGCUUUUUCUAAAACAAUUAAACAAAUAAAG